AUGCUAGAACGCAUUUUGUUCAGCUGCAUCUUUGUGGGAGUGCUAGUGAGUGGCCAGAUCAGUGAUCUUCGGUACACCGAGACGAAUAAUGAUAGCAUCGGUGAGGCAAUUCAGUUCCUCCGCGAAUUCGACCGUGAGGCGGCGGAAAUGUGUAACCGAGUGGCGAACGCGGAGUGGCGCUUUUCAACCAACGCGACCGAAUUCAACAAACGGCGUAUGCGCGAGCAGCAAAACCUGGCGUCCAAGUUCGAGUGCAUCAGCUGGCGAAGGGCGGUCGCGUUCGACUCGACCCGCAUCGUGGACACCAGCAUCCGGCGCCAGCUGGGACGUAUCGUGCAGCAGGGCCGAUGUGGUCUGGGCGAGGAGGGCUAUGGUGAGCUGCAGCGUGUCCUGGCCAAUUUGAAGGAAAAGUACAACGAUGCGCGGGUGUGUCCGUUUCACGGUGGUGAGCCAUCGUAUGCCGGUACGUUCUCUUCACCGGGGGCGGUGGCGGCAGCUUAUAAGAGUUCGAAUUAUGUGACAGGCUACACCGACUACUGUGACCUCAAGAUAAGCCCGGAUCUGACGCGCAUAAUAGAGACGAGCCGAUCAGAGGCCGAGUUGCGCUACUAUUGGGUGGCGUGGCGCGAGAAGACGGGUCCUCCGAUGCGUAACACGUUCAUGCGGUAUCUACACCUGGCCAACCAGGCCGCCGAACGGCACGGCUUCCGGGACGCCGGGGAGCAGAUGCGCUCGGUGUACGAGGAUAGCGACUUCUUCUUCACCGUCGACGACCUCUGGAUUCAGCUGCAGCCACUGUACAGGCAGUUAUUCACGUUCGUACGUAGGGGUCUUGUGCGCCAGUACGGGGAGUACAUCAUCCGUCCGGACGGUCCGCUGCCAGCCCAUUUGCUGGGCAACAUGUGGGCCCAGAACUGGCGGCACAUCUAUGGACUGGUGAAACCCGGACCCGUCGAGACCCCGGACGUGACGGGAGAGAUGGUCCGGCAGGGUUACACUCCAGUGAAAAUGUUCCAGACGGCCGAGGAAUUUUUCACCUCGAUCGGAUUGCCACCGAUGGCGCCCGAGUUCUGGCGCAACUCAAUGCUGCAGACCCCUGCCGAUGGUGGGGGCGGCGGCCAAUGUGGAGCAUCCGCCUGGGACUUCUGCAACAAGAUUGACUUCCGCAUCAAACAGUGUACGCAGGUCACAUUGGACGACUUCGUCAACGCGCACCACGAGAUGACGCAUAUCCAGUACUACAUGCAGUACGCUAGCCUGCCGUACCUCUACCGCGAGGGUCCGAAUCCUGCGUUCCACGAAGCGCUAGCCAAUGCGGUAGCACUGAGUGUCGGCGGACCAGCGCACUUACAGAAGAUCGGCCUUCUGAACAGCCCGGUUUCGGUAGCGAACGGCAACACCGCCAUCAACAUUGAAUAUCUGCUGAACAUGGCCCUAGAUAAGCUUCCGUUUAUGGCCUUCAGCUUGGCUGUGGAGAAGUGGCGCUGGUAUAUCUUCGAUAAAGGACCCGUCGGGAUGAACGCACGCUGGUGGGAGUUUCGACUCCGCUAUCAAGGACUUAUACCACCGGCCGUUCGAGGAUACGAACAUUUUGAUGCCGGUGCCAAGUACCAUGUUAUUUCCGAUCAGGACUACAUCAAGUAUUUCGUCGCCACCGUGCUCCAGUUCCAGAUCUACUCCGAACUGUGCCAGGCAGCGUUACACAGUGGGCCACUGCAUACCUGUGACUUUUACCGGUCGCGUGAAGCUGGACGGAUUUUGAGCGAUGUUAUGCAACAGGGAGCAUCGCUAUCGCCUCAGCAGCUCAUCAAGCUAAUGACCCGCGGAAGAACAUCGCGAAUGUCGGUGGAUGCACUUUUGGAGUUUUUCCGACCGCUCGAAGCCUGGUUGGAAUUGCAAAAUCGAGAUGAACAGCUCGUUGGAUGGCGGUCUACGAUGGAGGAUGUGGCGCUUUACCAGCCUUUGGUGGGAAGAAAUGGCGCACAAACUACCACCGUGAUUGUACCCGGAUAUUUGCUACUAGGAGUGAUCGUGUCGAUGUUAGUCAACAGCUACUUUUGA
Molecule: messenger RNA, 2061 nt
Organism: Anopheles coustani
Lineage: Eukaryota; Metazoa; Arthropoda; Insecta; Diptera; Culicidae
Product: angiotensin-converting enzyme-like
Exons: 5
Coding region: 1-2061 (686 amino acids)
Biological process (GO): proteolysis
Cellular component (GO): plasma membrane
Molecular function (GO): metallopeptidase activity; peptidyl-dipeptidase activity
Source: RefSeq, a predicted model, not a curated record